CGCUUGAGCAUAUCACUCACUGAGCGCUUGAGCACAUUAAUCACACACAGAGCGCUUGAGCACGGACUGUCGGAUGUUGUCUUCCCAGCGCACCCUGGGUCGUCCCGGAGGUCUGGUUCCCUGGUUCUUAGCCUCCCAUGCUUGCCAUGGUGGCCGAUUUUCUCCCAUUAUGCAUACAU
Messenger RNA from Candidula unifasciata, 179 nucleotides. NCBI's taxonomy places the organism in Eukaryota, Metazoa, Mollusca, Gastropoda, Stylommatophora, Geomitridae. The record is from the annotation of a GenBank genome assembly.